UUUUUUUGCUAAUAUCCUUUAAAAUUCAUAUCGCUUUCGGGGUGGAAAUGUCCGAAAACAAGCCGAAUGACGAGCCGAAGAUAUCCACGACGGAYAGGGUGGUGAAAUCUGUCCCCUUCCCCCUCAGUCACCGGCUGACAGCUAAAGAGGUGUUUGACGUCGAUGGGAAGCCCAAAGUGGAUGUGCUGAAAGCUCACCUAACCAAGGAGGGCCGUGUGGAGGAGUCGGUGGCCCUCAGGCUCAUAGGAGAGGGAGCUGCCAUCCUGCGUUCAGAGAAGAACCUGCUGGACAUCGAGGCCCCUGUGACAGUUUGUGGAGACAUCCACGGGCAGUUCUUCGACCUAAUGAAGCUGUUUGAAGUUGGAGGAUCACCAGCAUCCACGCGCUACCUUUUCCUCGGGGACUACGUAGACAGAGGGUAUUUCAGUAUUGAAUGUGUGCUGUACUUGUGGGCCUUAAAGAUCCUUUACCCCAAAACACUGUUUUUGCUGCGUGGGAAUCACGAAUGCCGACAUUUAACAGAGUAUUUCACAUUUAARCAGGAAUGUAGAAUUAAGUAUUCAGAGAGGGUGUAUGACGCAUGUAUGGACGCCUUCGACUGCCUUCCCCUGGCUGCUCUUAUGAACCAGCAGUUCCUGUGCGUACACGGAGGACUUUCUCCAGAAAUCACAAAUCUUGACGACAUCAGGAAACUAGACAGAUUCAAGGAGCCCCCAGCAUACGGACCCAUGUGCGACUUGCUAUGGUCCGACCCUCUGGAGGACUUCGGAAAUGAGAAAAGCCAAGAGCAUUUCACACACAACACCGUGAGAGGCUGUUCCUACUUCUACAGCUACCCUGCAGUCUGUGACUUUCUACAACACAAUAACUUAUUAUCCAUCAUCCGGGCCCACGAAGCACAGGAUGCUGGAUACCGCAUGUACAGAAAGAGUCAGACCACUGGCUUCCCGUCCCUUAUCACCAUCUUUUCAGCUCCAAACUAUCUAGACGUCUACAACAACAAGGCGGCCGUGCUGAAGUACGAGAACAAUGUGAUGAACAUCCGACAGUUCAACUGCUCACCUCAUCCCUACUGGCUGCCCAAUUUCAUGGAUGUUUUCACCUGGUCUCUGCCCUUCGUCGGAGAGAAGGUGACUGAGAUGCUCGUGAACAUUUUGAGCAUUUGUUCCAACGACGAGCUGACGACUGAGGAGGAGCUGGACGGACAGCUAAUAUAUCCCCCCAAAAAAGGUGCCACAGCUUCGGCCCGCAAAGAAGUCAUCCGCAACAAGAUCCGUGCCAUUGGAAAGAUGGCCCGAGUAUUCUCAGUGCUCAGAGAGGAGAGUGAGAGCGUGCUGACACUGAAGGGACUGACCCCGACAGGCAUGCUGCCCAGUGGAGUUCUGUCCGGUGGCAAAGAGAAGCUGCAGAACGAAACUGCAGCUACUAUUGAAGCUAUUGAGGCAGACGAAGCCAUCAAAGGCUUCUCGCCUCAGCACAAGAUCACCAGCUUCGAGGAAGCCAAGGGUCUGGACCGCAUCAAUGAGAGGAUGCCGCCGCGGCGAGAUGCCUUGCCCCUGGACGCCAGCCUCAACUCGUUCAACAAGGCGCUGUCGUCGGAGUCCAAUGGCACGGACGCCAAGGGGAGCGGCAGCGGCAGCGGCAGCAACAUCCAGUGAAGGGCCGCUGGACGAAGGAGGCGCCAUCUUUUUCGGCCGACGAGGCUGCCUGGCCCCGCCCCCCCUCAGCCUCAUCACAGCCCACCGUGAAAAAGAAGAAUGGGGGAGGGGCUAGAGUGUGGAUGAGGGAGGCAAAUAUGGCUGAAACUGGGUGGGGGAAGGGGACAUCUCACUUGCUAGUCUUUGGAAAUGCCUUCAUAAUAUUAGUUCAUAGUCAAAUCUGCUAAGUUAUUUGCCAGGUCACGUUUCCGAGCGGUUCCGUCCGUUUGCCACACUCACACUUUGUCAGAAAGAAACAGGAAGGACAGACGUUUGCGUUAACAGACGUUUUUGUUUUCUUAAAAUAAAAUAAAAAAGACCCUCGCUUCACUUAACACCGAAAAGGUAAAGUCGUAAAACUUCUUACUAACUAUCAUACGUUUACAGAAACACAGCACUAAAAGGACAGAAGGUGAGAUCAUGUUUUUAAAGGGUGUACAAACUAAAUAAGGACUAUUUAUUGAUGACUUUGUUUUUUUUUUUUGCUACUCUUCUGAAAUAGCUCUGAAAUUAAUUAGGCAGUCUUAAAAGGAAUGUUGCAAUGUUGUCGAAAUGCCAAAUAAUGGAACGUUUUAUGGUUUUGUACAUAUUCUGCUUACCUCAGGUUCUUUUGGUGUGUGCUUUGACCUGAUUAUUCUGUAUAACGGUUAAAUAACUGUAAUGAAUACCUAUUUUCUUGAGUUUCAUAACUGGAAUUUACACUUGCCUAUCUAUCAUUUGCAAAUAUGUUUAUUUUAUGUCUUUUUUUUAAAGAGGGGGAUGGGGAGAGGUAGAUUUUAUUGUGGCUUGCUGGAAUUGAGUGUUAAUUUUUCUCUUAAGUAUUGCGAACAAAGUAAAAAAAAUAGAGAUCUUAUAUUGUGUAAAAAAAGAAGAGUAUAUUAAAGUGUCUGCCUAUGCAUGUUUUAUAAAAAUCAAAGAAAUUAGAAACUUUGGCUGUGAAGGCCUGUUUUGAGAUAUAUUGCGCUUUAGUGAACAUAUACUGGAAACAUAUAGUUGCAUACUUUAAAUUAACACCACGAUGCUCUAUGCCUUCAACUCCUUUUGUAAUUGAAGCAUUUAAUUAUGGACGAUGGAUGAGAAAUCUUAUUUUUAACCUGCGCUUGUAAGUGCACACAGUCCAGUUAAGCAUGUUUGACAAUUCUUGUGAGGUGUGUGAUUUACAUGUGGAACUCCAAAAUGCAUGAAUAGCUGUUUGUGUCAUAUACCAGGUGAAUCGGUUUUAGUUUUUGUAAAUGUGCCACAGAAAAGUGUAAUUUGAUUCCUAUUAUACCAUUAUUUGGAACUCUGCUUUGUAUAUCAGUUACAGGUUUGAUACUGCUCAAUACUUUAAGACGAAACGGGGGGAAAAAAAAACUUACUUUUUUAAAGAACUGCUUUAAGUGCCCAAGUAAUUCACUACACGACAUGAAGCCUUGCUUUUUGUAAUUUAACUUCAAAACUUUUGGCAGAUGAGGCAUGCACUUGCAACUAUGAGAAGUAUUUUAUAUAACUGUUCAAUAAAAAUGUGCAUGAAUUUCAACUCGAAACGAAA
This is a messenger RNA of Austrofundulus limnaeus, 3228 nucleotides long. Its product is annotated as serine/threonine-protein phosphatase 2B catalytic subunit alpha isoform. Gene Ontology annotation, biological process: calcineurin-mediated signaling. Gene Ontology annotation, molecular function: calmodulin-dependent protein phosphatase activity. NCBI's taxonomy places the organism in Eukaryota, Metazoa, Chordata, Actinopteri, Cyprinodontiformes, Rivulidae. The record is from RefSeq and is a predicted model, not a curated record.